This is a messenger RNA of Medicago truncatula (barrel medic), 2110 nucleotides long. RefSeq lists its product as uncharacterized. Lineage: Eukaryota; Viridiplantae; Streptophyta; Magnoliopsida; Fabales; Fabaceae. Gene Ontology annotation, molecular function: protein binding. The record is from RefSeq and is a predicted model, not a curated record. The coding region runs from base 193 to 2007 and encodes 604 amino acids. The transcript is spliced from 4 exons.
AAUAUCAAUCGAUCCAGAAUCAAUCACGCUGUCCGAUGUAGGCCCAUCUAAACCCUUGUUUAUAAGCCCUACAAAUCAUUCCUCUCAACUCUCAUUCAUUCUCUUGAUCUCUUCCUUGCGACUAGGUUUCAGCACCGCAGCUUUCUCCUUCACAAGGCUAUUAAUUCAAUUUCUGGUGUGCUUGCGGCAACAAUGGAGAUGGAGAGGAGUAAAAAACACAAGACUGAGUUCCCUGUGUUGCCUGAUUGUGUUAUAUCAUAUAUCUUUUCAAAGUUAGGUUUGAAGGAUUUGGUGAAAACAAUCACAUUGUCCAAACUAUGGCUUCACGAAUGGGGAUUCAGGGUGGACCUCAACUUUGAUAUCAAUACUUUGUUUGACUAUGAUAAAUUUCCAAAAGACAUCACACUCUUUGAAUGGGUCGAAUCUGAAUUUGCCGCAAGAGUGGAUCAAUUCAUGCUGCAUUAUCAAGGUGACAUGAUCCAUUCAAUCCGACUCGUGUUUCCAUUAGGUACCAAACACACAGGUGUCAUUGAAAGGAUGAUUUCCAAAGGAAUUGCUAAGGGUGUCAAACGUCUUGAAUUGAUCUUAUCAUAUCAAGAUGAUGAUGAUGCUGAUUCUGAUUAUAUGCGCCCAUACAUAUUAUUACCCUUCGAUCUCUUAUCUGAGGCUGAUUCUCUAACGUAUCUGCACUUAAAGAGGUGCAUCCUAUUAAUAUCUAUGGACAACUUCUGUGGUUUGAAGAAUUUGAAAACUCUUGUGUUGUCUCUAGUUUCUGUGAAACAGGAUAUGAUUCAAUGUCUACUUUCCAACUGCAUCCAUCUUCUAGACUUCACCCUUGAUGACUGCAAGUUCAAGUCUGACUUAAAAAUAACCAGCCCAACAUUGUUAAAUUUCAACAUUGUUAAUUGCGGGGUUAAAAUCAAGAAGAGGAGGAAUAUCGAUAUCAUUGCAUCAAAUCUCUCAUCCUUUGAAUAUUCUUGUACCAGUACUGAAGUACACACAAUGAACAUCAAGGCUCAUAUGUUAUCCAAGUUUAGCUUCACCGGCAGCAAAUUCUAUGAAUGUGUGGGGUUUUCUGGAAUGAAAAAUGUGACAACAAUUGUGUUGGACGGUGUCCAUGAAUGUAUAUCUGGUAAAUUAGUGCCACUUCUGUUUUCUGGGUGUCUCCAACUCGAGGACGUUACCUUUAAGAACUACAACCUCAUAAGUGAACUGGUGGUUAUCAGUACAAAGUUGCGUCAUUUGAACAUAAUCAAUUGUGGCUCUCAAGAACAAUAUUCUCCUCCCAUAAGUAUCGACGCAAUCAACCUCUCAUCCUUUGAAUACAGUGGUCACACACAAAGAUUCUCUAUUAAGGCUCCAAAGUUAUUGACCAUUUUUUGGAAUGCGGCUAUCAGAGAAAGAAAUUCACAUCUCUUUGGUUCAAUUGCAAGUUUACAACAUAUUGAGAAUUUAGCUAUGACCAUUAGCCAUUCACAGAUAACAGAAUUAUCAACAGUCUUGGUUCGAUUUCAAAAUCUCAGACAAUUAGAGCUCUUUAUCGAGGGUCCAUAUGUUCGAUUUCAAAGUCCCGGAGAAUUGGACCAGCUCUUUAUCAUGGACCAAUAUAAUUUUAAUAUAGACUACUUUUGGAUUUUGGAUAUUGCAAUGGCUUGUCAGCAUCUCCAAAAACUAUCUCUUACGAUAAGAACUUCACAUCCGGAAAAUUCACAUAUGAUUGGAUUUGAGAGACAAAGAAGAGAAUAUGCAGGGUUUUCUCAUAAUUAUUUGAAAUAUGUUGAGUUACGAGGUUGUAUGUGCACCAUAAAUGUAAUUGAAUUGGCCAGUCACCUAUUGAGGAAUGUGAAUUCACUUAAACAAAUUACUUUCAGUUCUCGUGAAAAAUUCUACAGAGGUGCUGGAAGAUGGACCGAGGACUGUGAUAAUUGUUGUUGGUUGGAAGGGGGUAUUAUUCAUGACAUGCUUCAAGAUGAAGUUAAUGAACAAUGUCAGCUUAUAGUUUUUUAGUGAAUUUUGUAAUAUUACUAGUUAAUUCAUUCGUACAAACAUUGUAUAAUUUAAGUUCUUCACACUUUCAAACACAUUCUUCAUGUCAAUCAUUGUUUUUUUA